AUGAGCUUCACGAUAGAGGAGGAGUACUACGUGCCCCCCGAGGUUCUGUUCAAUGCCUUCACAGAUGCCUACACGUUGACGAGACUUUCCAGGGGUUCCCCCGCCGAGACGGAUGCCAAAGUGGGAGGAAGUUUCUCCCUCUUCGCAGGGAGCGUUUACGGUGAAUUCAUGGAGAUUGAAAAGCCACAUAAGGUUAUCCAGAAGUGGAAGUUCAGGGAUUGGUGCGACAACGACUACAGCACAGUGACGCUAGAAUUUAAGAAAGUAAAAGAAAAUCACACUUUGCUUAAACUGACCCAGGAAAACAUUCCUACCAAGAAUAAGUUCGAUGAAGGUGGUGUCCUGGAACGGUGCAGAAACGGAUGGACGGAAAAUCUAUUGCACAACAUAGAAGUGAUACUGGGAUACCCGAAGAAGAAGUAG
Molecule: messenger RNA, 423 nt
Organism: Plasmodium coatneyi
Lineage: Eukaryota; Apicomplexa; Aconoidasida; Haemosporida; Plasmodiidae
Product: Activator of Hsp90 ATPase-like protein 1-like protein
Exons: 3
Coding region: 1-423 (140 amino acids)
Source: RefSeq, a predicted model, not a curated record